AUGCCAUCUGCGAACAAAGGAAAAGGAAAGGGUCGUGAUGUGCGACCGUCGCGCAGCCGCAACACGACUCCCAGCUCUGGCUUCAGCGCAGCUCCGACCGCAACCUCCGCCCCUCUUACCAGCUACCUUGACAACGACGCAUCCAAACUUAUCAUCCCCACAACAGUACACUAUGCGGAUAUUCUGGAACGUAUGGGCGGAGUGGGACCUAUCCCUGAUUCAAGGUCUUUGGAGUCCUUGGUGGAACACCUCAGGUCCCUGAGUCAAUCGGCGGAGGCUCGUGGUGAUGCCUGCAAUGCCGGGAUUAGGGAGCUAUCCCAAAAGCGCAAGGAAGUGGUAGAUGAGCCCGAUUCGUUUGAUGGUUCCGAACGCGUGAAGAUGAAGCGUGAAGCGGAGGAGGACGACGAAGAGACCAAGUCAUCCAAGUCGGGGAAGCUUAAGAAGCGAAAGGAACGGGGUAGUAGCUCGAAGGAGGAGCGCCCGUUGACAUAUGGCGCUCACGAAAUUGGUCGCCAGGACGGUGGAGAAACGAAAGUUGAAGGUGCUGCAUCCCCAGCUUCCAAAAAGUCCAAAAACGCAGUAUCAGACGAAACAUCUUCACUCUCCCCGCCAUCAUUAGCCUCACCACGUCAGGACAAUGACGGUGCAGAUGCUGCUUCACCCAAAUCCGAUGACAGCUCUGAGUCGCAUCAACCUGAACCAGCUCCGGCUGUACCUCAAAUCCAAGUCUUCGGCCCCAAUCCGCUCAAAUUCGAUGAUCCCACGAUAUAUCACAUUCGAGACAUCACGCAAGGAAUGACGGACGAUGAGAAGAAGGAGAUAUUCAGCGUCAAUGCUUUUCCAGAAAGCGACUUACGCCACCUAAUGGCUGGAAUUCCUCCGGACCGUGAUUUCAGUAAUUCUAAGCCCACCAACCAAGUUAACGCCAACACCUUUCUUCUCUAUAUCGAGCCUUAUGUACGACCGAUGAUGGAGGAAGAUAUAGCUUUCUUAAAAGAAAAGGGUGGCCGAGUCACGCCAUUCAUAAUGCCAAAGCGAGGAAAGAAACACUAUACGGAUGUGUGGGCUGAAGAAGACGGUCUAAUGAAUAUCGAUCAAGCAAACGGCGACCGAGAGAAGUUACCUUUAAACGAAGGCCGAGGAAAUAUUGAGCAGGUUACCGAUGAGACAGCGGAGACAGAUAAAGUGUCCGUGGGCCCGUUGGUCAGUCGUCUCUAUUCUUUGUUACGAUAUGAGCAUCGUGCGCCUCCCGAUGAGAAUGCCACCAAUGGCAACACCAACGGGGAUAUGUCGAUGAAUGGUCAGAACGGAGACUCAAUGGAUAUCGAUAACCCAGCGGGAGAGUCAGAAAAUAAACACCAGGCGUCUGCAACUUCGUUUCGUGCCGCAUCACCCAGCGGUUUCAAGGUCCCGGCAGCCAAACUUGACCACGCACAGCUAGACGAGCGACUCAAAGCGGAGCUUCGGCACGUCGGUUUCCUCGGAGCCGACGACAACCCGGAUUACGAUGCUCACUAUGACGAUGACAUCGCCCAGCGCCUCCGUCUUUUACAAAGCGAGCUCAAGAAACAGAUGAUCAUUAAUAGCGCACGUAAAACAAGAGUCCUCGAGGUCGCCCGCGAGCGCAUGGCUUUCCAGGAGUACAUGACCAUCCACGAUGAUCUAGACUCCCAGGUCCAACAAGCUUAUCUAAAGCGGACCAGGACUCUAGGAAAGAGCAAGAAGGGUUCCCAGGCGAAACAUCGACCCGGUGGAGCUGGCGGUGGAAGCCACGUCGUCAGCGCUGCUGGUAUCAGCCGGCCUGCCAUUGGAGACGUUGCUCGAACGCUCAUGGACCGCCGCAAGCGCUGGCGCGACUGCAUCGGGCCUGUCUUCAAAGACUGCAAAACGACCGUCCCUGGAACAAGUGACAGCAUUUUUACACCAUCCCUUAUGUCAGAGUAUGAGAAGAUGGAAGUGGAAGGAUGGGAUGAAGAGCAAGAGUGA
Aspergillus puulaauensis is the source of this 1986-nucleotide messenger RNA. It is a transcript of the gene NGG1, whose product is annotated as histone acetyltransferase NGG1. Gene Ontology annotation, cellular component: SAGA complex. Gene Ontology annotation, biological process: regulation of transcription by RNA polymerase II. The transcript is spliced from 3 exons. Gene Ontology annotation, molecular function: transcription coactivator activity. The record is from RefSeq and is a predicted model, not a curated record. Lineage: Eukaryota; Fungi; Ascomycota; Eurotiomycetes; Eurotiales; Aspergillaceae. Bases 1 to 1986 code for a protein of 661 amino acids.